AUGGCUAUUUCAUUCAAUUACCAGAAUAACGAAAUUGUCUCAUCACCAACAGUAAUUGUUUCAGGCUCUACAUCAACCGGACUUGCUAAAGGUGUUAUUUCAUUUGUUAACAACGAUAACAAAGUAUUUCCUCCACAAUAUUUUGAAGUUAAUAAUGGCCAGUUUAAGGCAAUUGUUCAUGUAUCACCUAACGAGAAUAAUGUUUUUAAGGUUGAAAUUCUGGAUAAUGGAUAUAUCAACCAAUUUGGAUUUGUUGAGUAUGCAAAAGGUCAACCUCAUAUAGUUGAUCGUGGUGAAUUAACAUUGUUGUUCUAUCCAUUACCAAACAAUAAACCAGUACAUUUAUGUAUCAUCCGUGGGAAAGAUUCUAAUAAUACUUAUGAUAUGCCACAUUAUAGAUUAAAAAGAGGCGAAGCACCUACACUUGAAAAUGCUAUCAAGAAAUUGAAAGUUGCUGGAAGAUUAAUGCAAGCGUAUACUCAAGAUGAAAUGAGAUCCGUCGGUUUCAGUAAUAGAUCAUUUCAAUUUGUUGAAGAAACUGUACAUGAUCAAUCGAUUUUUGGUUACAAGGUCAAUUCACCAACUCCACAUCAGGAAGUGAAAGUUCACGUGUUGACUUCCCCCAAAACAGUUGCCGAAUUAAGAAGUCCAGAUUUGGCCCAGCAAAACCCAAAAGCAAAGGAUAGCGGUGGUUUAUUUGGUCACGCAAUGGACUUGGUCAGAAAAACUCCUGAAAUUUAUAAUAAGCGUAAUGGUACUGCAGUUCAAUGUGCUUGUAUCUAUAUUGAUUCAACAUGGCAAAACAACUUGAUCCUUACCCAUGCUGCUUUGGGAGGUGGUGGUGAUGACAUCAAAAUGGCUAUUUUUGGAUCUCACGGAUUACAUUCAUUCCCACAGAACUUCCCAUUGGUUACGCCAUCAUUCCUUGAUGCCACGCACUUGUCUAUCAACGAAGUUGCAAACGAUUGUAAUCAAUGUGGUACAUCUUGGGAAUGUUUGAAUAUUUGUCUCGGUGCAUUUAUGCAUGAAAUUGGGCAUUCCUUAGGUUGUCCCCAUCAAGUAGAUGGUGUCAUGUUGCGUGAUUAUAUUUGGUUUAACAGAUCGUUCAUGACUAGAGAAAAUGAAUGUUUGAGAAGAAAAACACGCGGAGAAGCUAUUGCCACCAAUGGAACUUGGCCAAAAGUAUGUCAUUGGAAUAGAUUAGAUUUGCUUAGAUUUUUGUUUCACGACUCGUUUGCUUUACCUAUAGAUAGAUUUGGUAAAAACUUCAGUACCACAAUUGAACCAAAUGACAAAUACCAAGAUAACUCAGCUCCUAGUCUGUAUGCUUUACCACUGAAUGGUUCACUUGUCAAGUCUAGUUGUGGGAUUUUCAUGGUUGAGGUAAUUUGGGAUGGACUUGCCAGGUAUCAUAAAGAAUUUUUGCCUCAAGAAUAUGGUGGUCCCGGUUUGCAACAUUCUCUUGAUCUUGAAUUUGAAGAUUUGUACAAUGGCUUAAGAAGUCGUAAAGGAGACGCCAAGGACAGUUUUAAUAUUAGAGUUUUAUCCCUUGGAGGUGAUUUAAACAUAAAUAAUUUUAAAGAGCAUUGCUCCCGCCAACAUCAGCAAGUAAUUGAAAGUGAUUUCGGGUUAGGCAGGGGCAAAUUAACAGGAUUUAAGAGUGCAUGUUUAGGUCGUACUGAUAAUUUAAAAAUGGAAUAUGUCGGUUUUGAUCUUAGAACAGUAUAUAAAAUCAGAAUUUACCAUGGUAUGGCAUUAGAUGGUUUUAAAUUGCACUAUAGAACCGGUGGCUCCUGCAGUAAUGGUGCACCACCAGUACCAAAAAGAGACUAUUUAUCCAAAUUAUUUCACGGUGGUUCUCACGAACAACAGAAACAACAACUCCAUGGCGGUGAAGAAAGAACAGCAUUGGUGGGGAAAGAAACGCCAAAUUAUUCUGAUUUUGAAUUGCAACCAAAUGAGUAUAUAACUUCGUUCAAUUUUAGAAAUGGUGGUUGGAUUGAUGCUAUUCAGUUUGCAACCAGUACUGGAAGAUUUUCACCGAUGUUUGGUAAAGCUUCAGGUGGACACUUAUCAACAUUAGAACCUCCAAGCCAGGACUUUGAUAUCGUAGGCUUCUACUUUUAUUUAAAUAAAUGGUUGAGAGGAGUAGGUAUUAUAUAUAGUUCAAAAAAUUAA
Messenger RNA from Candida tropicalis MYA-3404, 2178 nucleotides. RefSeq names its product putative metalloendopeptidase. The transcript has a single exon. The record is from RefSeq and is a predicted model, not a curated record. NCBI's taxonomy places the organism in Eukaryota, Fungi, Ascomycota, Pichiomycetes, Serinales, Debaryomycetaceae. Bases 1 to 2178 code for a protein of 725 amino acids. Gene Ontology annotation, cellular component: cytoplasm.